Messenger RNA from Racocetra persica, 143 nucleotides. The record is from the annotation of a GenBank genome assembly. Lineage: Eukaryota; Fungi; Glomeromycota; Glomeromycetes; Diversisporales; Gigasporaceae.
UAUGAAAAUUGCUGUCCGGUCAAAUGUCGCCGUCGGCAAAAAAUCUGAAUCAACCAAUAAUAUCAUUAAAUUUACUAAUAAAAUUUUAAAACGUAAUGAGUCAAAUGUCGCCGUCGGCAGAUUUUGUCCGGUCAAAUGUUGCC